AUGAGGCGACCCCUUGGAAAUGGCGAGGUGGCCAGCGAAGGUCCAGGUAGCUGGGGCCCUUGGGGUCGACAGGAACCCAGGAAGAUGGGUUGUGCCGGUCCUGACCGCUGCGGGCAGGCCUUGCUGCACAUUGGGAUGAACAUGAUGGCCCUGCCUGGAGGUCGCCACCUGGACUCCAUCCCCCAGCCUGGGCCGCGGCUGCACCUGAUGCAGGUGGAUUCGGUCCAGCGCUGGAUGGAGGACCUGAAGCUGAUGACAGAGUGCGAAUGCAUGUGUGUCCUGCAGGCGAAGCCCAUCAGCCUGGAGGAGGAUGUGCAGGGUGACCUCAUCUUGGCAGGUGGCCCCAGCCCUGGGGACCCUCUGCAGCUGCUCCUCAAGCGGGGCUGGGUCAUCAGCAUGGAGCUGCGCCGGAUCGGGCAGAAGCUGGCCCAAGACCGCUGGGCACGAGUGCACAGCAUGAGUGUGCGCCUCACCUGCCAUGCGCGCUCCAUGGUCAGCGAGUACAAGGCUGUCAGCAGGAGCUCAUCGCGGGAGAUGGGCCAGAUUGAGAAGUUACUAAUGGAGAAAUGUUCAGAGCUGUCUGCGGUCACAGAGAGGUGCCUCCAGGUGGAGAACGAGCAUGUCCUGAAGUCCAUGAAGGCCUGCGUGAGUGAGACCUUGAGCACACUGGGCCAGCAUUUUGGCCAGCUGCUGGAGCUGGCCCUGACCAGGGAGGUGCAGGCCCUGGUAAAGAAAAUCGAUGCUUCGGACAAUCUCUACACCACCGAGUCCACCACGGUGAACCUCUUCAGCCUGACACAGGAGGGGGCGCCCUUGUGCCGAAUAAUAGCCAAGGAGGGGGGUGUCGUUGCACUCUUCAAGGUUUGCCGGCAGGACAGUUUCCGGUGCCUGUACCCCCAGGCCCUCCGCACACUGGCCUCCAUCUGCUGUGUGGAAGAGGGUGUUCACCAGCUGGAGAAGGUGGAUGGUGUUCUGUGCUUGGCCGACAUCCUGACCGACAACAGCCACUCAGAGGCCACUCGGGCUGAGGCUGCAGCUGUGGUUGCCCAGGUGACCUCUCCACACCUGCCCUUCACACAGCAUCUCAGCAGCUUUCUGGAAAGCAUGGAGGAGAUCGUGACAGCCCUCAUCAAACUGUGCCAAGAGGCCUCGUCUGGGGAAGUCUUCCUGCUGGCCUCGGCAGCCCUUGCCAACAUCACCUUCUUUGACACCAUGGCCUGUGAGAUGCUCCUGCAACUGAAUGCCAUCCGAGUCCUCUUGGAAGCCUGCAGCGACAAGCAGAGAGUGGACACGCCGUAUACCCGGGACCAGAUUGUGACCAUCUUGGCAAACAUGUCUGUCCUGGAGCAGUGCGCCUCUGACAUCAUUCAGGAGAAUGGGGUCCAGCUUAUCCUGGGCAUGCUGUCUGAGAAGCCAAGGUCUGGAAACCCCGCUGAGGUGGCAGCCUGUGAGCGAGUCCAGCAGAAGGCAGCAGUGACCUUGGCCCGUCUCAGCAGAGACACAGAUGUGGCGCACGAGGCUGUACGGCUCAGCUGUAUGUCCCGCCUCAUCGAGCUCUGCAGGUCCCCGUCAGAAAGGAACAGCAGUGACCCCGUGCUGGUGGCCUGCCUGGCUGCGCUGCGCAGACUGGCCAGUGUCUGCCCCGAGGGCCUCCAGGAUGCGGACUUGCAGCAGCUGGUGCAGCCCCGGCUCGUGGACUCCUUCUUACUCUGCAGCAACAUGGAGGAGAGCUUCGUGUAGGGAGAUGAGGCGCAUCCGGCAGCCCAGGAAUCACGCCUCCUCCCAGGAGACCCCUGUAAAGCGGCUCUCACCUUUUAAUUUAUAUUUAAUUUAUUUUCACAUGGGAUGGCAGAGGGCCAAGUAGUAUAGAAACAUCGUCGGUCUGCUGUCCUUGGGAGUUGGGUAUGUGCUUGCUGCUGGACUUCUGUGGCUCUUUCGCAGCAGACGUUGAAUGGCAUCAUGGCUAAUCUGACGGGCUGUCAGGGGCGAGCGACCUUCAUGCGGCUUUCUCCACUCCUACUGUAUCUUGCCUCCUUUUUGUACUUUGAAACCACAGUGUGUUUUCACUGCCUUUCUCUCUCAUUUUGUAAAAGUUGGGUUUUCUCUUUUUUUCUCUCUCAAAGGUCUUAUGCUUAAAAAGAAUUUCCUAGUGGGGCAGAAUCUAUUGGAGGGAAAGAAGUUUUCUUUCUUACAUGAAGUUGUACAAACCGUGUCUUGAAUCUUUUCAAAAUUCAAUUCUGCCUUAGAUGAUAUUCUUGCUUUCCAAUGUAAUAUGGCACAAAACUUCUCUCUUAAAACAAAAUAGAGCUGGCUCGUUUCCCUGGGU
Echinops telfairi (small Madagascar hedgehog) is the source of this 2326-nucleotide messenger RNA. It is a transcript of the gene INSC, whose product is annotated as INSC spindle orientation adaptor protein. Gene Ontology annotation, biological process: establishment of mitotic spindle orientation; apical protein localization; regulation of asymmetric cell division. Gene Ontology annotation, cellular component: apical cortex. The record is from RefSeq and is a predicted model, not a curated record. The transcript has 13 exons. NCBI's taxonomy places the organism in Eukaryota, Metazoa, Chordata, Mammalia, Afrosoricida, Tenrecidae. Bases 1 to 1740 code for a protein of 579 amino acids. Gene Ontology annotation, molecular function: cytoskeletal adaptor activity; protein binding.